AUGGAAGUACCAGUUGAACAACCCACAACAACUACAACUACCCCUACAACCAGGGCAUUAACAACUUCAUUAGCUAGGACAACUACACCAGCUAGGACAACUACAACCUCCCCUGCUAUGACAACUACAACUACCCCAGUUAGGACAAUUAACCACACAGCUAGGACAACUACAACUACCCCAGUUACGACAACUACCCCCACAGCCAGGACAACUACAACUACCACAUCACUCAGGACAACUACAACUAUCACCGCUAGGACAACUACAACAACCAUAGCUUGGACAACAACACAACCAGCACUAGAAUUAGGUAGUUAUAUUUCUAUCCCCUACCAGGGAGAGACAUCACUAUCAAGAGUAGAAUUGUACACCUUAACACCAUCACCAGUAACACCCGCAGUGCCUGAUCCAAUAACAGCCGAAUCUCUUGAUGAUACUCCACCAAUCAUACAAGUAUCUUCUCCAAUUGCUAGAAGGACAAGGUCCAAAAAGAAAUUACAGUUUGAGGAGGAAGUUAAAAUGGAUAUAUUUACAGAAAUGGCAUUAACAACUUCAUUAGCUAGGACAACUACACCAGCUAGGACAACUACAACCUCCCCUGCUAUGACAACUACAACUACCCCAGUUAGGACAACUAACCACACAGCUAGGACAACUACAACUACCCCAGUUACGACAACUACCCCCACAGCCAGGACAACUACAACUACCACAUCACUCAGGACAACUACAACUAUCACCGCUAGGACAACUACAACAACCAUAGCUUGGACAACAACACAACCAGCACUAGAAUUAGGUAGUUAUAUUUCUAUCCCCUACCAGGGAGAGACAUCACUAUCAAGAGUAGAAUUGUACACCUUAACACCAUCACCAGUAACACCCGCAGUGCCUGAUCCAAUAACAGCCGAAUCUCUUGAUGAUACUCCACCAAUCAUACAAGUAUCUUCUCCAAUUGCUAGAAGGACAAGGUCCAAAAAGAAAUUACAGUUUGAGGAGGAAGUUAAAAUGGAUAUAUUUACAGAAAUAACGACAAGAGUAAAACUGGAUCCCGGAGUCAUAGUUAAUCAUAGAAAUGAAAUACAAAAAACACCAGCCCAAUACAUGAUCACCCGAAGCCAUGUUAUACAAAAUGUAAUUCCUACUGGAUCAACGGAGUUCUUCUGGGAUGCAAUGUUUCCACGAUCUCUGCCAUCUAAAGUUGUAAUUGGUUUGAUUUCCCAGAAAGCUGCAAAUGGUGAUUACACUGCUAAUCCAUUUAAUUUUCAACAUUUCAACAUGACUAAUGUUACUAUGAAGGUCAAUGGAGUGGAGAUUUAUGGGUCACCACUCAGCCUAGAUUUCGGAGAUAACAGAAACUAUACGGCAGCCUACAAGACAAUAGCAAUAGUGAUGUCAGAAAACUGUGAUUGUAUUAUCCAUCUGGUAGACUUCAAUGAGCCACCUACUGUAGCAAACAUGUUUAACAGAGAGUGUAGCUGGAGAUGCAAAAAUGAGACAUGUGAACAGAAGAAAGACCUGGGAAAUUACUUAGAGAAAAUGGAUGUAUUCAUGACAGUAUUCUGGACAGUGUCGGGACUAUUUGUUGCCUACAUUUCACCGGUUGUAGGCAAGAUGAUUUGCCAAAGUAGACAACAGAAACAGCCGUAUUUACCCAUAACAAGAUCGCAACAGGAUUCGACAGUGACAACUCAAAUACCAACACUAUAUAUCACUCCAUCAUUUGAAAUACCCACCAUCAUUCCCGUUCCAGAAAUAUCCACCCCCAAAGACCAACAGUACCUAGAAUGA
Molecule: messenger RNA, 1794 nt
Organism: Mytilus trossulus (common blue mussel)
Lineage: Eukaryota; Metazoa; Mollusca; Bivalvia; Mytilida; Mytilidae
Product: mucin-2-like
Exons: 9
Coding region: 1-1794 (597 amino acids)
Source: RefSeq, a predicted model, not a curated record